CCCCCGUCCCUGUCAGGCGCUGAGGGCCGAGGAAGAGGACCGUCAUGGAGACCCUCGGAGGCGGAGCGCGCUGAGGCCUGGGAGCCCCCCGGGGGCGCUACGUCCAGUCCGCUCCAGGUGAAAAGCCCAUUUCUGGUGCCUUGAAGACAGAAUUCAGGGGCUCGCACCCAGGCCCGCGAUCAGUCGGCUGGGAGACAUGGCUCACCUGAGGGAGUUUGCUAACCAGCACUCGCGUGUGGACCCCGAGGAACUCUUCACCAAGCUCGAGAGGAUCGGGAAGGGCUCCUUUGGGGAGGUGUACAAGGGCAUCGACAACCGCACCAAAGAGGUGGUGGCCAUCAAGAUCAUCGACCUGGAGGAGGCUGAGGACGAGAUCGAGGACAUCCAGCAGGAGAUCACCGUCCUGAGCCAGUGCGACAGCCCUUACAUCACACGCUACUACGGCUCCUACCUGAAGAGCACCAAGCUAUGGAUUAUUAUGGAAUACUUGGGUGGUGGAUCGGCCUUGGAUCUGCUAAAGCCUGGGCCUUUGGAGGAGACCUACAUCGCCACGAUCCUGCGGGAGAUCCUCAAGGGUUUGGAUUACCUCCAUUCUGAAAGGAAGAUCCACCGGGACAUCAAAGCUGCCAACGUGCUUCUCUCUGAGCAAGGCGACGUGAAGCUGGCCGAUUUUGGUGUGGCCGGACAGCUCACAGACACCCAGAUCAAGAGGAACACCUUUGUGGGGACCCCUUUCUGGAUGGCGCCGGAAGUGAUCAAGCAGUCUGCAUAUGACUUUAAAGCAGAUAUUUGGUCCCUGGGAAUUACGGCCAUCGAGCUGGCCAAAGGAGAGCCUCCCAACUCCGACCUUCAUCCCAUGAGAGUUCUGUUCCUGAUCCCCAAAAACAGCCCCCCCACCCUGGAGGGGCACCACAGCAAGCCCUUCAAAGAGUUUGUGGAAGCUUGCCUCAACAAGGACCCUCGCUUCAGGCCCGCGGCCCGGGAGCUUCUGAAGCACAAGUUCAUCACGCGCUACACCAAGAAGACGUCCUUCCUCACGGAGCUGAUUGACCGAUACAAGCGCUGGAAGUCGGAGGGCCGGGGGGAGGAUUCCAGCUCCGAGGAUUCAGACAUUGACGGAGAUGCGGAGGAUGGUGACCAAGGCCCCAUCUGGACUUUCCCCCCAACCAUUCGCCCAAGCCCGCACAGCAAACUGCACAAAGGCAUGGCCCUGCAGGCCUCACAGAAGUCUGCAGAACCCAUCAAACGUCAGCCACGGUCCCAGUGCCUUGCCACCCUCGUCCGGCCCGUCUUCGGAGAGCUCAAAGAGAAGCACAAGCAGACCGGAGGCAACGUGGGGGCCAUGGAGGAGCUGGAGAAUGCCUUCAGCCUUGCUGAGGAGUCUUGCCCUGGCAUUUCCGACAGACUGAUAGCACAUCUGGUGGAACGGGUCCAGAGGUUCUCCCACAGCAGGAACCACCUGACGUCAGCUCGCUGACAGGCGCCGGGAGGGAGGCCAGCGAUGGGCCUUUCCCCGUCUUUCUAAGAACUGACCUCAGACCCCUCGGGUUCUGCAUCCGGGGCCCCCGUUGCAGGCGCUGCCAGGCCGGGCUCCACAGCUGCCUCUGGACGUGUCACUUGGUGGAGAGCUGUUGUCGUUUUUGUCAUUGUCGUUAUUAUUCCCGUUCUAAGCAAAGCUCGUGAAAGGCUGGGACGGUGCCUGCCCGUGGGGGGAGGGGCUGGGCACCUACAGGGUAGUGGGGGGGCGGUCAGGGCUGGCUGACUAGGUGCUGUCUGCCCGGCUCGCCAGGUACAAGCUGAAUUAAGCGACUGGUCUCUGCUCAGUGAUGUUCUGGGAAGAGCUGGAACCUUUGUCCGGAGCCUGGCACUGCCCUGUGCCCUCCCUCUGCCAGGAUGCCAGAUACACGGUUCCUGGUAAGAGGGGCAGGAACCCCGUGUGCCCCCCACCCCUGCCCAGCCCAGCCCUCAGACUUUGUCUUGUUUGUGAUGGUAGUUGACACCUUUGUGGUAUUUAAUCAGGCCCCUCGUGUUCCUCCCAUGCACGCCAGAAUCACUCCAAACGUGGGGGUUUUGGUGGUGGUGGUUUGCUUUUUUAAAGAAUAAGAACCCUCACUUGUUUCCUUCAGUAUUCAAAGAUGUUGGUUUUCAAAGAGCAUUGAAAGGGACCGGCCACUUUCAAUAAAGAUGACCUGAGACCAUG
Messenger RNA from Vombatus ursinus (common wombat), 2200 nucleotides. It is a transcript of the gene STK25, whose product is annotated as serine/threonine kinase 25. Lineage: Eukaryota; Metazoa; Chordata; Mammalia; Diprotodontia; Vombatidae. Gene Ontology annotation, molecular function: ATP binding; protein kinase activity. The coding region runs from base 197 to 1477 and encodes 426 amino acids. The transcript has 12 exons. Gene Ontology annotation, biological process: protein phosphorylation. The record is from RefSeq and is a predicted model, not a curated record.